GCCCAAGCAAGCAGAUUCGCAUCACGGUGUAUGUUUUCUCGUGUGUCUGAGUGCGUUAAUGGCGGACAUCUGCAAAACGUCUGUAGAUGAUUUGGCGAUUGCUACAGCUCGUGAAAAAUCAUUGUGAUGUCAGGUUAGUUUCACAUGAAAAUGGAAGCGGUGCAAACUUUAAGAAGUUUGUGGAUUUUUGUUGUCCUGUUUAGAAUAGAAAUCGCCUACGAUCUGCUAAAGGUGAAAUCUUUUUUAGGAUCUCUGUGACACGCAUUUUCAUUUUAAGUGUAAGAGAUUUGCCAGAUUUAAGAAAAAAGACAGAGGAAGUAGAAAUCUAUGAGCUGAAGAGCUUUCGAAGCUUUGGCUUUGAUGUGUCGUUUAUCCUGGCAUUUGUUUGGUAGGGUGAGAGACCAGAAAUGUUGAGAGUCUGCUCGGAAAUUUUAAUAAGAUCUUGUAUUCCUCGUUGCUGCGUACGAGGAAGUUCAUAAGAUAGCAAAUGCAUUAAUUUGAUGAGUUACUUCUCGGCCUCGGGUACCGGCUCACAAGUCUGAAAAGUACACAGAGCUUUCUUAUUUUGAUCCAUGGCAAUGAUGCAUUUGCUUGAAGACUGCAACCUGUGGAAGGAUUUUCCUAAAGGCUUACAUGUUCUUGUUGUGGAUAAGGAUGUAAAAGCGCUCAACGAUAUCAAAGCCAAAUUGGAAGAAUGUAAAUACGAAGUGACUACGUUUGAGCGAAGCGAGGAUGCUGUAUCAGCGCUGGAAAAUCCGGAAAGCUCGUUUCACGUAGCCUUGAUAGAGGCAGCCAUUGGUGAAGGAUUCGAUGGAUUCAGCAUCCUUCGUGCCAAGAAACGCAACAACAUACCGACAAUAAUGAUGUCCGAGAAGGAAAACAGAGAAGUCAUGCUCCAAGCAUUUGCUCUUGGAGCAGUUGAAUUUUCGCAGAAACCGCUAUCAGAUGAAAAAUUGAAAAAUGUCUGGCAACAUGCCGUUCGCAAGGCUCUAGCGACGGGAGAAAAGACACUUCCACAAUCUUUCAAAUUUUCAGAAACGAAAGAGCAAAAUUCGCUAUCUGCGCCAAAUUCAGAUCAAAUGACAGGCGAUGAGGAAGUAGUAAGCGAAGAGAAGGGAGACGCGGGAUUUACGAUAGAAGGAAAGCUUCACGAAAAGAUUUCUGCUCCUUCCACUCCUCAACAAGGACCUGCAGAUGUACUUAAUACUAGACAAGAAAAUAAUGCUGAAGAUUCCUCCGGUUCAGAGACGCUAAUGAAUGGUGUCCAAAUUCCAAGCGAGGACGCACAAUUCUCAGAUGGCGGCAGCUGCAGUAGCGUAGAUGAAGCGCAGAAGGACAUUUUGACUAGUGAUUUGCAGACAUCCGCAGAAAAUGCUGCAAACGCAGAUUUUAACUACUUUGACAAAAUGGGGCUUGAUUUUGACGACUUCUGCUUGGGCGAUGGGGAUCUGAGUCUUUCAGACCUCGAAAUGGAUUCGGAUAUGCUUGCAGAUUUUUCACUGGAGAGGCACGGAGAGCUUGAUAUGGAUCUUUAUUGUCUUGAUAACUGUGAAGUGCACGAGAAAGAUCUUGCAGAAGAGGAGGCCUUGCUGCUCGCUGAAGUCUCCAAGGCCGAGAAAGAGCAACUCAUUGCAAAUAUCUCUGAAAAUACCGGCAGUUGUUCAGAUUCCUCUGUCAAAGAAGAGGCUCUGGUGGGUGAUAAAAAUUCAAAGGAGGCUGAAUUCGUAAAGAUAGCGUCCAAAACUCACCAUGGCAAAAGAAAGGUAAAGGUAGACUGGACACCAGAUCUGCACCGCCGUUUUGUUCAGGCUGUAGAGCAACUCGGGAUUGAGAAAGCCGUCCCAUCAAGAAUCUUGGAGCUCAUGGGCGUUAACUGUUUGACUCGUCAUAAUAUUGCAAGCCAUCUACAGAAGUAUAGGUCACACAGAAAACAUCUCCUUGCAAGGGAAGCGGAAGCAGCUAGUUGGAAUCACAGAAGACAACUGUAUGCAACGCCAGGGACGCGGCCAAGAAGAGAAGUUAGUCCUUGGACUGCUAACGGUGGUAACACGUUAAUUCAGCCUCGUCCCCCAAUGGUAUAUCCGCCUGCAACUCACCCCCCUCCAUUCAGAGCCUUGCACGUGUGGGGACAUCCUACUGUAGACCACUCUAUGGUUCACAUGUGGCACAAACAGCACUUACCUCCUGCACCUUGGCCUGCAGCGGAUGGCACAUUUUGGCAGCAUCAGCAGCCUGCUGCACCUGCAUGUGCAGACACUUGGGCUCACAAUGCUCCGGCUCCUGGAACCCCUUGUUAUCCACAGCCCCUAAUGAGGCUUCCUCUAGCACCAGUUCCAGGAGUUCCACAUUACAAUCCUCCUGUGUUUAACGGAGAUCACUACAGGCCAGAAGAUUCUUCACCUAUACAUCCUGUAAAUAUUGACAUCAAGCCAGCAGCUUUGCAUCCGCCAAAAGAAACAGUGGACGCGGCAAUUAAUGAAGUCCUGAAUGACCCGUGGACGCCACUACCGAUUGGACUAAAGUCGCCGUCGUUGGAAAGUGUGAUGACAGAGCUCCAGAGGAAAGGAAUCUCCGAUGUGCCGCUUCCAUCCGCUUGUUUAACACGAUAAAAAGGCUGCCAAAUUGCCAAUACUCUUUAUUACCUAAUUUGACGACAUCUCCUCCUGUUUUUCAAAUAAGAACGUGCCUACUUUAUCCCGCCACUUGUAUGGUACUUCUUUUUAUGUGCCAGGAAGUGCAGGACGCUUGGCGGCUUCUUCUUGAUUGCCAUUCUUUUGUUGACAAUGGUGUGCCUAGCAAAUAUCAUUUUAGAAGGUCGAGAAAUUUUACAUAUCUCGCGUCUUGCAAGUUUUGUGUCAGUCUUACUGAAAAUAAAAAAAAUCCUAGCUUCGAUGUGAAGCUUUAUUUUAAAAAAUGUAGAAUCUAUGCUGUCACCCAGGACUUUUUCAACGAUUAUCUAUUAAACCAACAGUAAUUUGGGAACCCUAGCUGCGAGAGAAACCUGCACCUAGGGGUGAUUAUCUUGGCAUGCAGCUAUUCUGGUUCUAAAACUACAAUAAGGAGUCAAUAACAUGCAGAUUAUUGAUCGUUAUAUACUGUUGAUUUUGAAAAGAACAGUGACGAUUUUGUUGUCAACAACAUGCUGUACGAAUUGAAGGUUUUGGAGCCAGUUUA
Cryptomeria japonica (Japanese cedar) is the source of this 3174-nucleotide messenger RNA. RefSeq names its product transcription activator GLK1. Gene Ontology annotation, cellular component: nucleus. The transcript has 12 exons. Gene Ontology annotation, molecular function: transcription cis-regulatory region binding; DNA-binding transcription factor activity. Gene Ontology annotation, biological process: positive regulation of DNA-templated transcription; phosphorelay signal transduction system. The coding region runs from base 573 to 2609 and encodes 678 amino acids. Lineage: Eukaryota; Viridiplantae; Streptophyta; Pinopsida; Cupressales; Cupressaceae. The record is from RefSeq and is a predicted model, not a curated record.